GGCCGUGACACGCGGGAGCCUCCCGGUAACGGCCGGGCCGACCCCGGGGCCCGGCUGCGGGGCGGGGCCAACGGCAGCGCCGCGCUCCCCGCCGCGCCCAGCAGGGGGCGCCCGCGCCCCGCGUCGCCGGCCCGUUCCCGGCAUGCCCAGCGGCGCGCGGGGCGCGGCGGGAGCCGUAGUCACGGGCGGCGGCGGCGGCGGCGGCGGCGGCGGCCCCGCCCCGAACCCGGAAGUGAGCGGGGAGGCGGAGGAGGUUCUAAGAUGGCGUCGCCUCCUCAGGGGGGCCCGAUGGCGAUCGCCAUGCGGCUGCGGAACCAGCUCCAGGCCGUCUACAAGAUGGACCCGCUCCGGAACGAGGAGGAGGUGAAGGUGAAGAUGAAGGAGCUGAACGAGCACAUCGUGUGCUGCCUGUGCGCCGGGUACUUCAUCGAUGCCACCACCAUCACCGAGUGCCUGCACACGUUCUGCAAGAGCUGCAUCGUCAAGUACCUGCAGACCAGCAAGUACUGCCCCAUGUGCAACACCAAGAUCCACGAGACGCAGCCGCUGCUCAACCUCAAGCUGGACCGCGUCAUGCAGGACAUUGUCUACAAGCUGGUGCCUGGUCUGCAGGAGAGUGAAGAGAAGAGGAUCCGGGAAUUCUACCAGUCCCGCGGCCUCGACCGGGUGACGCAGCCCAGCAGUGAGGACACAGUCGGGGGUGACCCCAUGGGGCUCCCCUACAGCACCUUCGAUCACUCCCGCGCCCAUUACUUCCGCUACGACGAGCACGUCUCGCUCUGCCUGGAGAAGCAGAGCUCCAGCAAGGACAAGAGCAAGGCCGUGCUGCAGCAGAAGUACGUGAGAUGCUCCGUGCGGGCCCAGAUCCGGCACCUGCGGAGGGUCCUGUGCCACCGCCUGGGGCUGCCGCUGCAGCACGUGCAGAUCCUGUUCAACAACGAGGCCCUCCCCGACCACAUGACGAUGAAGCAGCUCUGGCUCUCGCGCUGGUUUGGCAAGCCCGCGCCCCUCCUGCUGCACUACAGCAUCAAGGACAAGAGGAGGUAGGGGCUGGGGGCGGGUGCUGCCCCCCCCGGAGCGCAGCCCUGCUCCCGCGCCCCCCACCCUGCUCCCCCUAACUUAAUGCUCCUCCUGCUCAAGUUUAUUUUUUGAAUAAAACUGUGGAAAAUC
Messenger RNA from Tyto alba (common barn owl), 1170 nucleotides. RefSeq names its product polycomb group ring finger 1 (gene PCGF1). The transcript is spliced from 9 exons. Gene Ontology annotation, cellular component: PRC1 complex. Gene Ontology annotation, biological process: negative regulation of transcription by RNA polymerase II. The record is from RefSeq and is a predicted model, not a curated record. Gene Ontology annotation, molecular function: promoter-specific chromatin binding. Lineage: Eukaryota; Metazoa; Chordata; Aves; Strigiformes; Tytonidae. The coding region runs from base 262 to 1047 and encodes 261 amino acids.